GGCGCAUGCUGGCGGGGGCGCGCGAGGCAGUAGAGGACGCGCAGGCGCGGGCGCACGGUGCGCAGGCUCACGAGACCACGGGGCGGGGCUAGGGUCCCCGCUGGCGGCUUGGAUCUGCAAGAGGCGACUUCUCAGGUCUGUGCGUGGCCUGCGCUUGGAAGGGUGGAGGGGGGCUGGAGGGGGGCUUGAGGGGGACUUUUUUUGGGGGGAGGGGGCCCGUCCGGAAAGGGGGCGCUAUGGCCUCUGGAGGGCGCUGAGAGGCCGGUAUGUGGACUUCGCCUGGGUGAGGGUGGUGCUGUCUGGCGGCUGGCCGGGAAACCAUGAGUAGAGGAUCUGAAGUCCACAUUUUUUGGGGUGCUCCAAUUGGCCCAUUGAAAAUGACAGUAUCACAGGAACCAACUUCUUUAGUGUCCAGUGCUAAUCCCUGGAAAAAAAUUCAGCUUUUAUACAAUCAACAUUCUUUACAUCUGAAGGAUGAAAAAUGCAAGAACGAAAAUCUUGAAGAUUUUCAAGUCCUAGAAACUACUGGCCCUCCAGAUCUUCCUAAUGGUCAUUUCUCAGCAAACUCAAUGAAUAGAUCUGUUCAUGUGAAAGAUGACUUUAUACAUUGUGUUUCUGAAACACAGACUCAAAAAUUCCAGAUGAGUCAUCCCUUAUGGAUGAGUGAUAAAACUAACUCUGAUGUCCAGCUGUGUGCAUGUAAGGGCAGAGUGCAGCAUUUAACUGAAGAAGAAAAGUAUCAAAAGCUUUUCAGUGUAAGUAAGAAAAUCACAGUUGAACAGCAUAAAGAUCAAUUAAAUAUAUGUGGUCAAAAUGUCCAAAAAAAUAUCUUUCAGUUAGACCAUAAGUGUGUAGCUAUAUUGGAUUUGGUCUGUAGCACUGAACAGAUUAAUAUAGGGUCAGGAGCUAUUGAAACAACAUAUAUAACAACAGAACAUCAAGAAAUACAAAACCAAUGUCUGGAAAAGAAUUCCUCUAACACAAUAGAUAAGCCAAGGCCUGAAGGAGCAGUUAGGAAGGCCUCAGACCUUAAAGUAUCUACUGAUACUGAAUUUCUCAGUAUAAUGACCUCCAGCCAACUAGCUUUUUUAGCUCAAAGGAAGGAUAAAGGGGGUAAUUCUAUAAAUAAAGGGAGGUUAAACAUGGAGCUUGGAUCAGAAGCAAGUCUUGGGGAAAUAAAAAUAACUGAAGAUAAUUUGAUUCAGCCUGAUGAUGCUUUUGUAGAAAGAUAUGAAAGUAGACAAAACCAAGCAUAUUCCCUUGAAGUUUUUAGUCCUGUUUUUCCUGAAACAAGGAGUAGUCACAUUCAUAUAAACUGUGAUAAAGGCUUUGAAGGAAAUAUGAGGUCUCAAGGACUUUUUAAUUUUGAAGAUAAACUGCCAUCAAAUGAGAUAUGUAUUGAGUCAUGUACCUCAGGAAUACUGUGCUCCCAAAUAAAUGCUUUCCACAAAAAUUCUGUUAAAAGAAAUUGGAUCUCUGAAGAUAAACUGGGCCAUCGUAAAGUCUUCCAAGUUUCUAAAAAAAUUAAGUUGGUUUCUAAUGCAGGAGAUCCUACUACAAGGGACCAGAGGAGUGUGUCUAAAUUUAAGGGUAUUAAAAAAACAUCAUUAAUAAAAAAUUGUAAUUCUAAAAGUCAGAAGUAUAAUUGUUUAGUCAUGGUAUUAUCUCCAUGUCAUGUGAAAGAAAUAAAUAUAAAAUCUGGACCAAAUUCUGGCUCUAAGGUGCCUUUAGCAACAAUUGUGAUAAUUGACCAAUCAGAAAUUAAAAAGAAAGUUUUUCUGUGGAGGACUGCGGCAUUUUGGGCACUUACACUGUUUCUUGGAGAUAUAAUUUUACUUACAGAUGUUAUUAUUCAUGAAGGUCAUUGGAUUGGUGAGACAAUACUACAAUCAACAUUUACUAGUCAAUUAUUAAAUCUUGGGAGUUAUUCAUCUGUCCAGCCUGAAGAAUAUUCCAGUAUAGUCAGUGGUGUUGUACUUCAAGACUUACUGGCAUAUGUAUCUUCAAAACAUUCCUAUCUCAGAGAUCUUCCUCAGAGGCAGCCUCAGAAAAUGAGCAGUAUAGAAUUUGUAGAAUUGGAGCAGCUUCAGCCUGAUGUGUUAGUCCAUGCAGUACUAAGAGUCAUUGAUGUCACUAUACUGACAGAGGCAUUAUAUAGUUAUAGAGGAGAGAAGCAAAUGAAAGUUAUGUUAACGGUGGAACAGGCCAAAGGUCAACAUUAUGUACUUAUAUUAUGGGGUCAUGGAGCAGCCUGGUAUCCUCAACUUCAAAGGAAGAAAGAUUAUAUUUGGGAAUUUAAAUAUCUUUUCGUUCAGCGCAAUUGCAUCCUAGAAAACCUAGAAUUACAUACAACACCUUGGUCAUCCUGUGAGUGCCUGUUUGAUGAUGAUAAAAGAGCAAUUUCAUUUAAAGCAAAAUUUCAAAAAAGCAUGCCCUCUUUUGUGAAGAUAUCAGACUUAGCAACACACCUGGAGGAUAAAUGUUCAGAAACGGAUGAGAACAAGAUCUACAAACAGUGUUUUAGCUGCUUGCCAUGUACUAUGAAGAAAAUAUACUAUAGGCCAGCUUCAAUGACCAUAGUUGAUGGAAUCCACAAGGUUUGCAUCCACGUGGGAUCAAAGCUGAUAGAGAAGAUUCUUCUAAACAUUUCUUCCGACGGGCUGAGCAGAGUUAUAGCCCCUUCCUCAGAGAUCACCUACGGCAUGGUUGCAGCAGACUUGUUCCACUCCCUGCUGGCAGGCGGCGGUGCACCUUGUGUAGUGAAGGUGCAAAGCCUCUUUGUGUUAGAUGAAAACAGCUACCCAUUGCAACAAGAUUUCUCCCUACUGGAUUUUUUUCCUGAUGGUGUAAAGCAUGCAUCCUAUGCCCUUCCCUGAGACCAGAUGAAGAAACUGCAAGAACUUUAAGGAAGACAACUGAAAUGAUUUGUUUUUUGAAACAAGUGAAUGAGAGGGCUUUUGCCUGGGGUUUUUAAAUAUACAGGUGUGGGCAAAAGUAGGCCUACAGUCGUUCCUGUGCAAAAUAAAUAAAAUAUAAUAUACAAGAAUAAACUGUUUUAUAUACUCACAGCUAUAAACCUACUUUUGCCCAUCCCUGUAUUUUAUAAAGAGCUAAAUAAAUAUAUUUUAUAAAUAUCUAAAUAUAUAAAUUAAAACUUUUUUUCUCAGAAAAUUCUGUUAGAAUUUUUGUUUUUGUCUUUUCCUUUCUUCUAAGGCAGUGAUUUUCAACCUUUUUCAAUUCAUGGCACAUGUUAACUAAUUACAAAAAUUCUGCAACACACCAAAAAAAUUCUAGACUUUGUCUAUCUGACAAAUAGGUAUAAUUUUGAUUUAUUCACACCAGACGGCUAUUGUGUUGGCUGUUGUCAUUUUUUUUGUUUGUUUGACAAUCUAAGAGAAAAGAGAUCAGUGUCCCUGACUAAAUAGUCAGGUAUUGCAUGUUUUAAAAAUUCUUAUGACACACCAGUUGAAAAUUGCUGUUCUAGAGAAAUGAUCUAGUAAUAAAGGCAACCCAUCCCCUUUGAAAUUAAAGUUCACUUUAUAUCGUCCUUGCUACAUUCCAGUCACUAUGCUAAGUACUGGGGAUGCAGAUGUAAACCAUUUCCUCAGGAAUUGCUUUUCUGCUCUACUCGCAAACUCUGUUUUCCCUUAUUCCGAUUUUAAUGAACUAUCAACAUGAGGUGGUUUCCUUAAUUAUAACUCUACACAAUAAUGGAUUAGUGCAUAUAAGCCUAUGUUUAGACAAGUUCAAAAUAAGCAUGUCUUUUUAUAAAGAAGCAUUGAAAAUGAAGGAAACAAGGUCAUGUUUCCUUAUAUAAAGGGAAGAAGAGAGUCAUUAUCAGUUCGCUUCUAGGAUUUGACUGCCUUACUGAAUUUACUUACCAAAAAACAUUUAGCAAUUUGUUUUAUCAUUAUGAUUAUAGAAGAAGCUCAUAUGAAAUGGUAAUCACCAAUGAGGAAAUAUGUAGUGAUAUUUAACCUAUAAGUUUAGAGUAUGUUGAGAAUUCAUAGAUUAAUAAUGUUGCUUGAACAAUUAAAUUCAUGAUGAAAUGAACAAGUCUAUUUUACUA
This is a messenger RNA of Phyllostomus discolor (pale spear-nosed bat), 4069 nucleotides long. RefSeq names its product shieldin complex subunit 2 (gene SHLD2). The record is from RefSeq and is a predicted model, not a curated record. Bases 321 to 2876 code for a protein of 851 amino acids. Gene Ontology annotation, cellular component: nucleus; site of double-strand break. Gene Ontology annotation, biological process: regulation of double-strand break repair via homologous recombination. Lineage: Eukaryota; Metazoa; Chordata; Mammalia; Chiroptera; Phyllostomidae. The transcript is spliced from 9 exons.